This is a messenger RNA of Paramecium tetraurelia, 465 nucleotides long. RefSeq lists its product as uncharacterized. The record is from RefSeq and is a predicted model, not a curated record. Lineage: Eukaryota; Ciliophora; Oligohymenophorea; Peniculida; Parameciidae. The transcript has 3 exons.
AUGAACUCGAACCCUCCUCCUGUGAUCAUUUUGUAUAGGUAGAGUCUCAAUGACCCAGAGAAGAAGAAUUUCAGCAAGUUGUGGUAGUAAGAACCGAUUGAAGUGAAAGAAUUUUUUUCAAAUUUAUUUCAGGCUUUGAAAUAUUCAAAAGAUGGUAUGGCACAUACGAUUUUCGAAUUGGAGACUAGUGAUUCCCAUUCUGAGAUUUCUGAGAUUAAUUGGAAAAAUUAAGGAUUUAUUAGUGAAUAGAGUAAUUCUAUGUAAGAAUUGCUAAAUAUUUUGGAAAUAGAGAAAUUACCAAUACAGUCUGCAUUUUUGGAGAACAAUUCAAUAAAUUCAAUAGCGUAUGAUAUAAUUUAAAAGGUUAGAUAAUUGUGUGAAAGAAUGAAAACUCUGAAUAUCAACGAAGAAUUGAGUCACAAAAUAAAUGAUAGCUUUCUCAAGAUUUAAAAACUUCGUAAGUGA